This is a messenger RNA of Malaclemys terrapin pileata, 3989 nucleotides long. It is a transcript of the gene SARAF, whose product is annotated as store-operated calcium entry associated regulatory factor. The record is from RefSeq and is a predicted model, not a curated record. Gene Ontology annotation, biological process: regulation of store-operated calcium entry. The transcript is spliced from 6 exons. Gene Ontology annotation, cellular component: endoplasmic reticulum membrane. Bases 30 to 977 code for a protein of 315 amino acids. Lineage: Eukaryota; Metazoa; Chordata; Testudines; Emydidae.
GCCGGGUGACAGCGAGCUGUAGCAGCCGGAUGGGCCCUGGCAUCGUCAUGGCGGCCGGCGGGCGGGUCCUGCUCGUGUCCCUGCUGCUGUGCCUGAGCGGGCCGGGGCUUGCGCGGGGCUGGGACCAGCCGGGGAGAGUUUUGUUGCGGGAGGUCCAAGCUCUCACUUUCUACAGAGAUCAAUAUACUACUUCUCGGCGGACAUCUCCAAUUCCCCAGUUACAAUGUACUGGAGGUACAGCUGGAUGUGCAUACGUCCCCGCGAUUGUUCAGUGUCAUAACAAAGGCUGGGAUGGCUUUGACAUACAGUGGGAGUGUAAGGCAGACUUGGACAACUCCUAUCGCUUUGGAAGAAUCGAAGUGAGCUGUGAAGGCUAUGAUUAUCCAGACGACCCUUACAUCUUAAGGGGAUCUUGUGGUUUGCAGUACGGGUUAGAGUUAACCGAGGAAGGCCAAAGAAAAGCAAACAACUUUGGUGGAAGCUUUGGCUCCAGCUAUUACCAGUCAAGUAAAGUGAAUUCUCAGGAUUCCUCUAACUCUGUUGCUGGAGUGAUCGUCGUAAUAGUACUUCUGCUCCUUGCUUAUGGAUGUUACAAGCUAUUCCUCAGUAAUCGGCUGCCUCAACAGGAUUUCUUUAAUGGUGAUGGAUACUCUAGGACGUCUUGGCAGAAUAGUCAGGCACCACCUCCUCCUGGUUUUAAAUCCAGCUUCACAGGAGCUGGUGGUUUUGGUGGCAGUUCCAGUUCUGAGGCCAAUUUAGGAGGAGGAUUUUGGACUGGACUCGGAACAGGAGGCCUACUAGGAUACUUGGCUGGUAGUCAAAGGGCACGACCACAUUCCUCAUAUUUUCCGUAUGCCAAUCCAUAUGCCGGUCCUACCGCUCCUCCUCCUCCAGGUGGAAAUUCAAGUGGCUUUACAGGGCCUCAUACCUCAGGGACAAGAACUGCUUCUGGCUUUGGAGGCACAAAAAGGAGAUGAUGUUCUUGGUUCCCUGGCACGGUUGCAGUUAAAUACACUCUUCCUCCCUGCAUUUUAGUGCCUUCUUUUUGAAAUAUGGAGCUUCAGUUUUAAAACCUAUUGAAAUCCUUCUCCAGAGGACUUAUGGGCUGGGUGUUGAGUUAGAAAUAUCUCCACAGCUUAGAGUUUAUUUUAAUAAGAUGGUCCUUGGAUUUAGAUGUUGUAGAUGUUACGCUUUGGAUAUCUGUUUUGAAAAGAAAAUGGAGAGAAGAUCGGUGAGCAGAUACUGCUCUUGGUGGUGAGAAAAGUUGUUUUGAUGUGUUCAGACUAAAGUCGGUAUGACUGUGUUGGAGAGGAAUGAAUAAAUAAAUAUAGGCAAUGAGUUUUUCAUAGCCCUAACAGAGAGGUUGGAUACUACCAUCUUGUUUAGAGAUUUAGCAGGUAUCAAAACAUACCCUAUUUUUCUAUAAUAAAAACAAAGUCCUCCAAGUUUACAAAGGGAUAUCUUACCAAUCUGGCCAUGGUGUCUGUCCCAGUCUUCCAAAAUAACUAGCUUACCCGUGCCCUGGGAGCCAGUUCUUGUCAACCAGUUUCUCAGUCUUUGUGCUCCAGCAUUUGCAAGCCAGUGGGGACACUGGGACGCCAGCAAACUGGGUAAUAAACACUCAAGCCCAGCUUCUCAAAAGCUAUUAUUGAAAUCAAUGGAAGAGAAAGGAGCCUAAAUAUCUUUGAGGAUCUGGACCUCAGUACAUAAUGAAGCCUGGCAUGUAAGGAAUUGUUCACCUCAGUGCUGUUUUCUGAAGAUCCAUUUGGGCUCUCUUUCACUUACUGUAACACCCAUACAUUCUAUAACAGUGAAUUCAAUUAAUCAUAUAUGCAGACAUUGUCCAUAAUUGAAGGACUCUUUCUGCCCUUGUCCCACAUGUAAUGGGGAUCUUGGCAUCAACGCUGAGGCCUGAAGGUUGAAUAUUUGAAGGCUUCUUUGCUUUAUGAUUCAUCCUUGAAAUGACAUGACUUAUGUGUAUUAUUAGGUAUUAAGUUUUUUAAAUAUAUAUCCACUGGUUCAUGUAACACUGGGUGUCUUAGCCUAGAUAAGGAGCCACUGGCCAUUGCCUUUAACUCCAAUUCUUGUCAGAGCAGAUUGAUGUGGUGUUAAAUGCUUAUGGCCACAGCUGUCUUGUCUAUAGUAGGGCUCCAGAUGUUUCAACCAUGGGUGUUCGCUAUGAAAGCUCUUACCAGAAAAAUCCUUAGUGCAGACACAGCUUAUGCCUCAGCCACCAUCCUUCCUUUAGGGAGAACUGGCCAGGACUCAAUUGGUUGGGAGUGAUCACUGUCAUUUGACAAAGAGCCUUGCUGCCCCUAAUCAAAAACUAAAAUGUCUUCCUCCAGAGCACAGCAGACCUUGAGACUGAGCCCAGAACGUGAAUCCGGGUCUCCUAGGAUAUGUCUACAUUGCAGCUUGGCGGCGUGGUUCCUAGCACGGGUAGAUAGCUUGAGCUGAGUUAGUGAGAGUCUAGCACACUAAAAAUAGCAGUGGGAUGUUACAGUGCAGGUGGUAGCUCAGGCUACCUGCCCAAGUUCAGACCCAGGGGUCAGGUGGGCUUGGACUAGGGCAACCAGCCAAUGCUCUAACAGCCACAGUGAUCUUUUUAGUGCACCAGCUUGAGUGCUAAAAUCACACCUUCAGGCUGCAGUUUAGGCAUUCCCCUAUAGGGCUGUGUCUGAGCCAGCUUUGCAGAUUUUGUUUUUAAAAAUGUUGUAGCCUUUUUCUGUAACGUGGACCUGUGGCCUUCGGCAUUGCUUUCUGAUGCUAUUUUGGAACCACCAAUGAUGGGGUCUGUGGGAGCUUCCCCUACCCUCCUCACAUCAUGAGCUGGGAAGGGAAGAGGCGCUGCAUUAAAAAGCAAAGAAAUAGGAUCCUCUAAGGACCACUGGAGGUAUGAAGAGAAUAGGACACUGAGGUCAGGUAUACACCAGAAACUCUUGAUGGUAUAGUAAUGGCAGUUCCAGUGGUAAUUUUUUAGUGACAUUUCUAUACCAGCAAAAGCCCUAAUGUAAACCUGGCCUUAGCGCUAGUAGGUGCAAAAAGAAAAAUAUAACCACAACUAUUAUUAAGCACGGAUGCAAUUGUUUAAGACUAUCUUGCCUGAGUUUGGGGCUUGUUUCAUGCAAGAAGACUACAUUUAUCAGAAUCCUGUUAACCAAGAAACUAUUCAGAAUGUGGAACUGACGCUAAAAGUAGUCCCAAAUUUGUAGUAAUUUUGUACUUCACCAUCUGAGAUCUGGAUCUGCUUUCUGCUGGACUAGUGGGGACCAAGACUACUGCAGGAACACCACAGUCAGGCCUUGGCUUGCUCAUUAAUGAUCCUGACAGCCAAAGAAGAAACACUGUUAAAAAAACUCUUAACUGUCUGUGUUUGAGCCAGUCCCCUGUAUACAGCCAGAAAGACAGUAACUGAUCUGGGAGGGUGGGCAGGUCGAGGGAUAGGAGUUUUGCUGUUUAAAGCUGCCCGAGGACCACAUGGUUGUUGGGGGAGAGGAGUUGAGCAGGUUCAUUUUCUCUCUCAAUCUAGAGAACAGAAUAAGCUUUAAAAUAGAAUUAGUCUUACUGUUGGCUUGCUAGAAUGCGUGUGUAACUAUCUUAGCUCUUAGGUAGUGUGGGGAGUAGUAAAUGGUAGCAAGGGGUUGAUAGCUUUUUUUGGUGGGGUUUUUGGCCAAGUCGAGUGAAGUAGCUUAUUCUUACUUAGCUAAAAAAUAUCAAGAGAGCUAUGUAUCAUGCCAUUUAAUUCGUAAUGAUUUUCUCAUUGAAAUGUAAUAUAUAAUUUAGCUUUUUUAGCAUUUUGUUUCCUUGCUAUGCAAGAUAAAUAUCCAUUAUCAUAGAACUGUCUGGAUGGAGUUUGAAUUCUGUGCUUGGCUUAGAAAUACAUAAUUGUGUAUAUAACAUGCUUCAGAUAAUGCUUUGAUUUGUAUUUUGAAUAUUAUGUAUUUGUUCUGAUGUGUAACCUUGAUGACAUUGAUAUUUCUACAGCCCUA